This is a messenger RNA of Sclerotinia borealis F-4128, 2181 nucleotides long. Lineage: Eukaryota; Fungi; Ascomycota; Leotiomycetes; Helotiales; Sclerotiniaceae. The record is from the annotation of a GenBank genome assembly.
AUGGGUCGCAAGCCUAAUCCACUGAUUCUUCAGCAUUUUGAAAGAGGUGCGAAAUUAAAUGAUUCGAGCAAUCGCUAUCAGCAUACUUGCAGAUCUUGUGGAGAAAAAUUCCCCAAAGGAAGACUCGAUAGCUUGAUCAACCACAUCAUCAAGAAGUGCCCCGCGAUAGAUCGCACGGAAAAACAACGAUUGGUUUUGGAAUUCAACAACCUUCCCGAGCUUGCUGAUCGCACACAAGGUCAACAAAUGAAUAUUCAGAACGUGAAUAGUCACCAAACAGCUGCGAUUAAUGGAUCCUUUGAAGGAAUGACUCCCCUUGAAACUUUAGCUGAGGUUUCAAGAGACAUGGCAGAGUCAGAGCAUCGAAAUCAUAGACCUGGCAAUGGAAGUGCACGGGGUGGCAGCCAACCAGCAAUGUCUCGAGGUGAUAAUCUUGAAUUACAAGAGCAAUAUACGCUCGACAAUCCGCCUAUGAGCUACGAGUCACGCUCACAGCGCGACAAAAAAGGUAUCAAUCAGAAAGGCCACGGUAACGAACUCAAUCUCGGUCGCUCUCAAUCUGCAUCUCCAAACUCAAUGGCUGCUACUGCAGCUGCUGCUGCUCGAUUCAUUCCAUCGAUGGUGGACCCCCAGCUCUUAAGCGAAGAUGCUGUUGCUCAAGACAAGCUUUCUGAAGAUAAGCUCACCCGUCAGCUCGUCGAAGCAAAUGCAAUGAGCGACGGACUAUUUAACGGAAGCCCGGAGAAUGCUCAGCAUUCUUGGGCUAUGCUUGAUAUUCCUAUUCCAGUAAGCCAAGCCGCCGCUGUUCAAGCUAUGCAAGUACAAGAUCAGAUGGCCCACUUGGGUCAAAUGACAUACCCUGAACAUAACCAUGCCGAAAAUUCAUUCGAACAUAGUUCAGUCCAGAGUCCAAAACAUCAUCUACGAAUCGCGAUGAACCCAAUGACAACAGAAUUUAGCGCUGAGUAUGGAAAUGGUCGAAAGGCCACCAAACCUAAUGUUCGAGGAAAAUUCAAUGAGAUUCGCAGAAAGGAAGUUUCGGAUAUUAGGAGGAUCGGUUCUUGCAUUCGCUGCAGAAUGUUGAAGAAACCAUGCACUGCAGGAGAGGCUUGUGAAACUUGUAAGAGUGUCGAGAGUGCUCGUUUGUGGAAAACACCAUGCAUCCGAACCCGAGUUGCGCAUGCAUUUGAACUGUACUCCGCAAAACUUCACACAGUACUUGCGCAUCAUCAGGUACUUGCUGCAAAAGGUUCGGCCACCUUCCAGAUCUCACUCUGGCUGAUCGAGGUAUCUCACUUUCCUAGCACCACAAUCUACGCCUCGUUCCCAUGUUUAGAAGCGCACGACGUUGAUACUGGCCUCACUUCUUAUAUCCUCGACACUGACAACGACGAUCUUUCCACUAAGCUUGAAUCAUAUGCUAAGCGCAUGAUGCCAAUCUUCAUUGAUAAUGAACCUUCUCAAUUUAUUCGCACAACUCUUCAGACAGCUCUGAAUGUCUCCAUUCAAAAGCAGGAUAAUUUCCUUAGUCGUGCUUUAGAACUAUGGACAAUUGUUCAUAUCUUUGUUGACUCAGAAAUCAGAUGGGAAAUGUCUGCAAAGGCUAUCGCAGGUUUACCAGAUGAAGAAGGCGGUCAGACUAAAGCCAUUCUUUCAACUGAAAGAUCUUUUGCCACCAUUCACACCCAAUUGAAUGCUGCAGCUGAAACUAAAGCUUCUCAAAUGUGCAAGGGAAUUCUUAACGAGUUGGAGAGACGUCUGCUUAACAAAGCUUCAAAGGCUUCAUUUGAACUGUUUUUGAUUGCAGUUAUCACUCUUAAUUGUGUUGAGAAGUCUACAUGGCUCUUUAAAUGCUGGGAGGGCGAAGACUUUCAUGGACAAUGGCCACUUGAGAAGCGACCCCAAGAAUUUGCCAAUCAAGGUGAUGAUCUCAUCAAUGUUCUACAAAUGAUUUUGAGAAUGAGAGAUGUUCCACCUAAGAUUUUUGUUAGACAAGACAAUGGUGUUCUUGCGGUUGAUGAUGCAUCUGAGCAAGUCAUUCGUGAUUUCUUUGAGCAAGUUCAACUUAAUUUCAAUGAUGUUCAUGAUAAACAAGUUCGUCACUUCUUCGACCCAGCAGACUCUAGAUCAUAUGAACUUCGCUACAUCUCACGACUUCUCCUUCCUCAAGUUCCUAAUUAA